Rhopalosiphum maidis (corn leaf aphid) is the source of this 1196-nucleotide messenger RNA. RefSeq names its product tyrosine-protein kinase transmembrane receptor Ror2-like. The transcript has 4 exons. Gene Ontology annotation, molecular function: protein binding. The coding region runs from base 519 to 1196 and encodes 225 amino acids. Lineage: Eukaryota; Metazoa; Arthropoda; Insecta; Hemiptera; Aphididae. The record is from RefSeq and is a predicted model, not a curated record.
UACAUCGAGUCGUAUCACAUAAUACGUACAAUACGCUUAUCAAUAUCGACCGACUUUGUACACUGGUGCUUUAUCAAUUAUCGUUGUCAAUUAUUAUUAUUAUUAUUUUAUAAAUUACAUGUUUGUGCGUUUAAAUCGACUGUAACAUUAAAUGUAUUUACGCGGCUUACAGAAGUAUAUUUUUCACACUGCGUAAUCGUUUUUGAUGACCGCUGUUCGUCCGUCGGUCAGAUUGCGGCUUCAUCGUCGAACAGUUGAGCUGGUCUAGUCGAGGAUGGUCCGACGACGCUCGACGAAUGUGGGCAUUAUUGCGGCGGUGUCGACGGCACGAACCGUUUUAACGAACCGCCUGGCAUAAAUCAAUCGGGACCCCAAUAGGUACCUGGACGAGAGUCAAAUUGUUUUGGGCCUCGACUGGCUGAACAGUAUAAUUGCACGCUCUACGCAAACGCGUCCAAGGAGGCGGCAUUCAACGAUUCGCAGAUGACAUGCAGUUUCAAAACAACACAAAAUAACCAAUGGAUUUCAUUAAACGGGCAUCAUUAUUGUUCGUAUUGUCGGUAUUACUCGUCAAGCAAUCAACACAAGUCAAUUCUCCUGAUGGAUAUUGUGCUCAGUACAAUGGGAAGAUAUGUAGAAAAUAUUUAAAUGCUUCAAUUCUUAUAUGGUUUAACAAUACUUUGAAAAAUGAAGGAAGUGAACAAAAUGAAAUUAUCACUACCGGGUUAUGGGAAGAAAUGUUACCAAGUUUUUCAAAAACAUGUAGACCAGCAGCUGAAAAACUUCUAUGUUUAUAUGCAUUUCCUCAUUGUCAACAAGAUAAAUCUUAUUUUCCACUUUGUUAUGAAGAUUGUAUAGCAGUACGAGAAUUGUUUUGUUAUAAAGAAUGGGCUUUGAUUGAAGCGAAUAAACAAAGGGGAAUUUUUUAUAAAUCCAAAGGACAUUUUUCUUUACCAAUUUGUGAGAACCUACCACAUAACUCACAGAAUGGUAAACCUGUAUGUUCACAUGCCAUGCUCACAGAAUUAAAACAAGAUGAAAUAACUAUUGAUUGCAUUCGUGGAAAUGGUCGUUUCUAUCAAGGAUAUAUUAAUGUUACCAAAUCAGGUUUGCCAUGCCAACGAUGGGAUUCAAAAGUUCCGCAUGAAUUUGUAAGACCACCAAUUAAUGUAUUUCCAGAAGUUCACAAAUUCUGA